This is a messenger RNA of Impatiens glandulifera, 405 nucleotides long. RefSeq names its product glutaredoxin-C9-like. The coding region runs from base 1 to 405 and encodes 134 amino acids. The record is from RefSeq and is a predicted model, not a curated record. NCBI's taxonomy places the organism in Eukaryota, Viridiplantae, Streptophyta, Magnoliopsida, Ericales, Balsaminaceae. The transcript has a single exon.
AUGAUGAACAUUCAAACCCUACCAAACCAAUUCAUCAUCAACGACCACAAUCAUCAUCAAGAAUCAAACACAUCCAAUCCGACAGCCUUCGAAACACUCCGACACCUAGCCUCCGGCAACGCCGUCGUCAUCUUCGUCAUCAGUGGUUGUUGUAUGUGCCACGUUGUCAAACAGCUCUUGUUCGGUCUAGGUGUCGGACCGACCGUGGUCGAACUAGACCGUCACGGCUCAACCGGCCGGGAAAUGCACGCCCUCCUCCGUCAUUUCGCCAGCGAAGGUCAGCAGCCGGUGCCGGCGGUAUUCGUCGGCGGGAAGUUUCUCGGCGGAAUUGAAGCCGUUAUGAGUUGUCAUAUAAAUGGAACUUUGGUACCGUUGCUUAAGGAUGCCGGAGCUUUAUGGCUUUGA